AUGUCGGAGCUGCGCAAGAAGUUCUGGGAGAUAUGGCACGUUGGAGCAGGAGCUAUUGCCUUCAACCACGCAGACGGUGAGGUCUGGCUCUGCAGAGGCAAGGUGCCGCAGCAUCCACCGACUGGCCCAGCCACUGCUCCUCCUCCUGCGGCGCUCGCGGGGCCGGCGGGGCCCAUGCCUUGCCAGGGAACAGCGAUGCCAGCUGCAAACCAUGCCGCUGGUGGUGGAGAUCAAUCUAAACCAGCGGUGUACAGCAUGACACCUCAGGAGAUCCUCCAUAUCGUUCAGACAAAAUGCCAGGAAGGCGUCCCCUACAUCUUACUGGCCCACAUCGGGCAUCCGACAACAUCGUCCGGCGACAUCUCUGCCUGCCAUUGGCUUGGGACGAAGAACACCUGGAAGCCUGCAGUCAAGCACAAUGUGGAGUUGGUGGAGAAGUUUCUUCAUCACCACAGUAUCUACCCUCAAUGUAUGCUUUGCCCCAAUGGAGUCGGCUUUGCGGAGCACGUGCCGGCGGAGAAGCACCUGCGCGCCUUGUGGGAGAAGUGCCCCGCGGGAAAGAAAGUGGUUGAUUGCGCCAAAGAUCUCUGGCAAGAGUGGCGACUGCCAAAUCUCGUACUCCUGAGAUACAAUCACUGCCAUGGACAAGUGCUGAUCUGCAGGGGGGAGCCUCGACCCGGUAAGAUGCUGCCCUUUCCCGUGGACACCCCAGCCGCUGGUGCACCGAUGAUGCCGCCGCGGGGUCCUCCCUCUGUGGCCUCCUUCGCGCCAAGCUCCACCAUGAGUCAGGGCGGUCCCCCGAGUGUCGCCAACCUACAAAACCCAGCUCAACCGCCGCCGCAGCAACCGCCACAGUCGCAGCGGCCAGUGCAGCCGCAGCAGCCGCAGCAGGCACAGCAGCCGCAACAGCCGCCACCUACACAGCUGGUCCCAGCGCCAAGUACGAAUCCAGACCCUUCAGCUCUGCCACAAGAAGGUCUGUGGUACAGUUUGCAUCCGCCGUGCAGCUUUGCCACGAACCCCGGGGGCGACUAUCGGGCCUACCCUCACCUGGGUGGCAAAUCCGCCUUCAAAGCAGCCAUGACCCCACGGGCGAAAAUCAUCGAGGAUGUUCUGUACAAUCAGCCAGCGCCGAUUGAUCCACAGUGCAGCUUCUGUGAGCGUCACAGGGGAUAUGCGGAACACUUGGGUGCAGACAAACACUGGAGAGCUCUCUACCCAGAAUUCACAGGUGAAGGGGUGUGUAUCGAGCAGGUUCGCCCAAGGGCCUGGAACAAGUGGAGGAUUAUGGGCGGAUGGAUCCGCAUAAAUGAGCUGGAUGGGGCCAUCGAGAUAUCAAAGGGGAACAACGAGCCGAGCUCCACGGAGGGCAUCGCGGCAGCUCCACAGAUUCCCUCGCAACCCCAAGGAAUGCAAGCUCAAGGCCCUCAGGCCCCUCAGGGCCCUCAGGGCCCUCAGGGGCCUCCAGGCCCUGCACCGCAUGCUGCCUGGGCGAAUUACCAACCCACGCAGACCCAACAACCUGCGGCUCCGCCAAUGCCCCAACAGGCACAACCGGUACCCACACCGGCCCCUCAGCCCGGAGGCGAGAGUCCUUGGGCGAAUUUUUCCGGCGUAGCUCAUAUGCAAGCGCAGCCGACCAUGGCAACACCGGCAGCACCUCAACAGAUGCAGCAGCCAAUGCAGCCGCAGAUGCAACCACAGAUGCCGAUGCAGCAGCAGCAGCAGCAGCAACCAAUGCAGCAGCAACAGAUGCCACAGCAAAUGCCGCCGCAGGCCCAAACACAGCCACAAGCUCAAAUGCCACAGCCAGGGCAUCAAGCUCAGCCAGGACCUGGCGAGAAUGGCUACACAAACUAUCACCCGGGUCAGUUCGGACAGCCCGCGGCCACACCUUACCCGCAGGGGUUCCAGGGCAAUCCAAACCCUGCCGCGCCGCCGUGGGCAGACAUUCGAGACAUCCGAGGGCUGCGGCGAGAUCCUGACAGCAUGUCCUUGGCUGGAAAUGCAGGCACCCGGAGCGAGCCUGGCGACACCCGCGAAUCGGACUCCGCCAUGUUGAGCCAGGAGUUGAGGUUUGCCUACACGUUUUACUGCAGGAGUAUGCAGAAGCCGGCGCAGGCUGUGCAGGCCGCCCUGAUGAAGCACGAAGUCGACCCGCAACACCUGCAUUGCAGCGUUUGUCGGCAGAUCGCUGUGUUCGGCAGUGAGGCCAUUCCGCCAAAUUUGUUCGCGGCCCACCUCACCAGUCAAGCACACUUCAUGAACCUGCAGAGGCGCGCCGUGGCUUUGGGGUCUAGGUGA
This is a messenger RNA of Symbiodinium sp. CCMP2592, 2304 nucleotides long. The record is from the annotation of a GenBank genome assembly. Lineage: Eukaryota; Dinophyceae; Suessiales; Symbiodiniaceae.